Molecule: messenger RNA, 6219 nt
Organism: Frankliniella occidentalis (western flower thrips)
Lineage: Eukaryota; Metazoa; Arthropoda; Insecta; Thysanoptera; Thripidae
Gene: dos
Product: GRB2-associated-binding protein 1
Exons: 10
Coding region: 140-2413 (757 amino acids)
Source: RefSeq, a predicted model, not a curated record
AAGAGGGGUGAAGGGGCUUAGAAACAGAAACUUCAGUAGGAAUUCAAAAUGGCUGAUUGGAAAACAGUUCUGUUGUGUUAAAGUGAUUUUAUUUGUAGACCUAAUGUCGUUGUUCACAUGAACCCAACGGUUGUCGGACAUGAAUAACGGGCCCGAAGUCGUCCACGAAGGGUGGCUCAUAAAGUCGCCUCCAGCGAAACGGAUAUUUCGUGCGAGGUGGCGGAAAAGGUGGUUUGUUCUGAGGCAAUCAGGGGAAUUGCCUGGACAAUAUUUUCUUUGCUAUUAUACUGACAAGUCUCUUAGGAAGUUGAAGGGACAAAUCGAUCUUGAUGAAUGUGAACAGGUGGAUACUGGUCUUCAGUUUGAAAACAGUAAAAACAAAUAUCAACACAUGUUUGAUGUGCGGACUCCCAAAAGAAUAUACUAUCUUGCUGCAGACACUGAAGACGAAAUGAUGAAAUGGGUGCACAAUGUUUGCCAUGUGUGUGGGUUGAAAGCAUACACACCUGAGGAAGAUGCAUACACCUACAGUGGUGCUGGAGAAGAACCAUCCACUCCGACAACAGUUAUCACUGAGCAUGACUUGGAAUCCCCUCCAGUUUCCCCGUCCAGCACAACUUCAGCGUACAUCCCGAUCAGCGAGUGUUUUUCGGGUCCACCGUUGACGAGUACCUCCGGUCUAUCAUUACCAACCCAAGUCUAUAGACCUAGUUCCCAGUUCCACAGAGUGCCUCCUCACUUGCUCCCCAUGAAACGGUCAGAGCCAGUGACCAACAACAAUAUCAGUGCAUGCCCUAGUGGUCCCUCAGGGGCUGGAGCUAUUUGUGAUGAGUUCUAUGACUCACCUAGACAAUUAAGGCCUCCUCAUGCUUUUGAUCUGAUAUCAGGAGACCUCAGAUCAAGCGACAGGAGAUCCACUCAAGGAGAUUGGGAUGCUCAAAAGAGCCCCGGAACAGAUGCUGAGAGCAGUGUUUUCACGGAUGAAGAAUGGACUGGUCCCGGCAGUAACUUGGGUCCAUCCGGAACUGCUCAUAGUCAGAGACCUGUUGUGAAUUGGGAAACUUUCCCGUCCAGUGAAGGUGAGCAGGGUCCAAAUGUGCGUCCAUCAGACAGCUCGGUUGAUUUAGAUUUUAGUGCAGAUGCUGGAACCUGGAAUACAUUGAAUCGAAUCCCAAAUAAGUUUCAAGCCGGUGAUCCUAAAACCAGUCUUAUAAGAAAUAAUGCACCUCCUCCCCCAAGGCCUCCAAAACCAUCACACUUGUUAUUAGAACCACCACCACCUGGGCACAAUUAUUUAAAUAUUGAAAGUGUGUCUCCAGCAAGUCAUAGUGCUGAUGCCUUAGACAAACAGAAGAUUGAAAGUGCCUCAAGUUCAGAACCUCCUUCUCCACUAAUAGCUACUUCAACUCCUUUGGAUGGACCAUCUGCUGUUCCUGGCAGUGCUGUUGUCACUGAUGAUAUGUAUGAUUUUCCUCGAUCGCAUCAAUAUGCUGAUACUCUUGACAAUACUCGACCACUUGUCAUGAAUAGACAUUGUUACACAAAUGCUGCACCUGCACAGGUGAAUGGAGAUGGGACUGUAUUCAGAUAUGACUUUCAACAAACAGAUGGCCAGAUGCCUGUCAACUCAGUUAAUGUAUCUGGUCUCCAAGAUGAUGAACCCACAUCUCCUAGAUCAGAGAGCUCUUCUGUCACAUCUGCUACUCAAUAUUCCAAUCUUCCCAGUCCCCAUAUUCUCCCCUCUGGUGGAAUACCCACCCCACCAGCUGUUGACCGAGGUCUCAAACCUAGACGCAAAACCUCUGAUUCUGCUGCAUCCAAUGAACCCUCACCAAGCCCGUUGAGUCAACAUGGCGUUGGUCCGCCCAGUGUGGACCGUAAACUGAAACCAAGAAGUCACACAAAUGAUACAAGCUUUCUUAAACUAUGUGCUCCACCAAAUAAGCGUCAAGAUGGCUCUCGCAGUCUGCGCAAAACUAGGACAGGUCCAAGCCCUACACCACCUCAACCACCGGGAUCUGCCCCUUCAACUUUGCGGAAUGGCCCCCGGACAAGAGCUGAGCACUAUUCUAGUUCAGAUGACGACCCUCGGCACUCACCCGAGGAGGACCAAUUCUACAUCUCAUAUGGCCCUGACCUCCGGUUUCUGUCUCCUGGAAAUAAGGAGAUUAAGUACCUUGACUUAGAUCUAGAGCAAGACAGCAAAAAUGCCAGUCUUCCCUGCCCCUCUAUAUCAACUGGUUUUGCAGGAAUUAGUCUUCACCCUGCUCCCAAGUCUCCAGAAAAGGGACCACCAACCCAUACAGUUUACAAAACUGUUGAUUUCAUCAAAACUGAGGCCUUCAACCAAACCAGAUUAGAAGCAGAGGCAGAAAAGAAGAAAAAGAAAACAGAAAAAAUGGAUGACCACUAGUUAUUAAGAGCACUGAACAAUAUUAGUCACUUGUUAUCUAGAUUAUGUACCACCUCUGAGGUUAACUGACACAACAGUAAGUGUUUGAACCCUUAUAUGUCAUACAUGCUCAUGUGGUGAUACAGAUUUUGGGUGAUAUGUAGUUGCAGUGUGUGGAAGAGUGAGCCUGAUCAUGGAAGCCAUACUUGAAGUCAUCUAUCUGUCCUGUGUAUUUUGGAUUUCGGUCUACUCACUGUGAUUUCAUUUUUAAAAUUUUUUUUUUCUAGUUCUGGCUACUAAGCUCAAUGUAAGUAGGAAAUAUUUUGAUGCAUCAUUCUUUUCUCUUAUAUGCCUAGUGAUGCCUUUGAACAUGAUCGUAAAGUUGCAUACAGAAGAUGGGAGGACAAAUUGUGUGUGUGUGGUUCAGGCAGCAUAGGGCCUACUAUCAUGCAGGCAGGCUGGCCCUUCCACGGAGGAGGUGUGUGCAUAUGGACGCAAACACUUCUCCCUCUUUCCCCUACAGGCUGUCAAAUCACCACUCUAAUCACCAUAUCAACAUAAGCCGCGGCCCUCCUGCUAGAGUUGACUUGAGCCGGUCUCUCCUAAAUUUGGCGUGUUGAUGUCGACAAUGGCCGGCUAAUGUCCCCAGUGAAUAGUGCAUUCCGACCCUCGGACGACUUUAGCUGCGGCGCGCGGUUAGUGUUACCUUUAGCCGGUUAAAGUCGACAUUAGCCGGUUAAUGUCGAUAUUAGCCGACUAACGGACUUUAAUCGUAACAUUUAGAUGCCGUCUUUCAUGGUUUGUAUUUUUUUAAUCUAAGUAUACCAAAUAAUUUCAGAUUUCUUAAAUCAAUUUUCUCUUCUUAAUGGCACAAGAGAAUUUUGUUGUUACAGCCAUAUGACUAAGUGUACCAUGUGUAACAAAGAUUUUGAUGCUUUUUGUCAACUUGUGUCCCAAGUACCUUUGGCUUUUGCUAUUUUGCUCAGGUCCUAAACAUAUCAUAUAAUUAACCUGGGUACUGUUUCGUGUGCUCUAGAUAAGAAAACAGUUCUUCCUGCAGCAGUUUUUGAAAUGUAAUCGCAUUCAUAUGAAAGUGCAGUGUGAAAUAUUUCUUCUAUUUCACUUUGUACUUUCAAAAACUAUCUCCUUUCUUAUAGUGAGUGCCUUUAGUGUCUAUGAAAUUGGUGUCAGUAAAAGUCAAAGCUGUUUUUUUAAGGUCAUAUAAGGUCCAUGUUGGUACAGUGAAACCUGGAUAGUAAGAAUACUUCUUUAAAAGGCUAUCUUGAUACAUUAUACUGAGGCCAAGGUCUCAAGCAAUUUUUACUUAUCUAGGUUUCACUUUAAAGUACAACUAUUACUAUAUUUAGAUAUCCAGAUAACAGAAUAACUGAUAUUAUCACUUAAAACAAGCACUUCUUUUGAAAAUCUUUCAACAAAACAAAGUAUUUUUAUUUAUAUACGAGAUUAUAUUUUGUGGAUCAAUAUUUUUGGAAAUUUGUUUCCUUGACCAUUAUCAAUUCUCAAGGGUAUUUUACAAAGUUUUCUAUUUAUUGUCAAAUUUUGGAUCUAAUAUUGGCACAUUUUCUUAACUUAAAGAGUGCUUCCUCUUGUAUUUGCUCCCGGCCAAUAUUUGAUGUUCUGUGUACUUGGACCAUCACAAUAAUUAAGGAAACAAUGAAAUAUAUAAUCAAUGAAGUGUUGUCUUUUGCAAACCACAUCUUUUUGAUGAUCUUAUAGUUUAACAUUAAGGAACCUGUGUUGGGGGCUAUGUCAUGUUCUUUAUCUCUCUACAAUAAUGCUUUGUGUUCUAUUGACCUGAUAGUGUUUUCUGUAAAUUUCCACUCAUAGCUUUUCCUUAAACACUGCAAUAAUGCAUGUUUGGCUCAUUAAGUGACCAAUCGCUCAAUUGUUUACAAUAAUGGGUAGUUGUGUUUCCUGCCACUCUAGCUUAUCACUUUCAUUCUAAAGGAGAUCAUUUAUUUAUUGAUUGUUUUCUGUCACUGUCCAUCUUGUGUCUUGCUGUGUGAAAUAGGCUUCUAAUAUCAGCAAUGUCUUCUCAGCGCAGAUGCUGUGGCGGCCUGAACCGAGCCCGAGCCGGUUUUCUCGACAGAUUGUCAAUUUCUUGCCAUUUUGACAAUUUUUUUAAACCACUUUUAAUGUACGAAGGAACUUUUGUUGUUUCUUCUCAUACAUUUUAAACUCACUUCAGAUUGAAUUAAGAGCGAAUUAAGAUUUAAUUCUUUUGAAAUUGGGUUAGAGUUGUUACUGCAUUGCAACACUUGCAACCUUUUUUUUGUAGAUUUACACCAAUGUUCGUGCCUUUAUAAUGCUCCCUCUUCUCAUAUUUAUCACAAUAGAAAUGAGGAACUAUUUCAUUUUUCAUUUUUCUUUCGAUUUUCAUUUGUCGCGCAUAUUAUGUCCUUCGACUUGAAAGUUGUUGAUGCAAAGUCGAACCGAUACAGAACCAGAAUAUCUCACUUAUGGACUGCCACAAGGAAUCAUUGUUUAAAAGCUUAAAUUACUUAUUUGAUUUGUAACUGUCUAUCCCCUUUCUAUCACGUUAUCUUAACCAAUACAAUACCAUUUAUUAAGUAAGUUUUGAAUAUUCUUCUUUUUCUGUACCCAAAUGCAAGUGUGUUUCAAGUCAUCGAUAGUCUCAAUCAGUUUAUUUACUCUGUAAUGUUUUGACUGUCACAUGGUUCUUAGUUUUAUUUCUACUAAUCUAAUCUAAUGUACAUAUGAGGCAUCCUCAGUUUGUGGCAUUUGUAAAAUCUAGUAGUCAUUUCCUCAUCUUUCUCUUUUUCCUUUUCAUUUAAGUUGUACAUGAAUACUUUUUAAAGGUUGUUGUUACAACACACAAGAGAUGUAAUGCAUGAUAUGUUGACAUGACAUGUAUUAAUUAAUUUUGAUACUAAAAGGUUCAAUAUUUUCAUUAGAAAAUUGUACAUAUCUUUUACUUUUGUGAAUAUUGUUAUAAAUGAAUGUAGGGUUGUAUGCAUCUGGACUUAGUUACACUGUCAAGAUAAAUGUCCCCGCCAAACUCUUUCCGUGUGAAAUUUAUUUUACAACUUUAAAAAGGCCAGGUUGUGAUAUAGAAAUUUCUAUUACUGCCACAGUCCUUUUUUUUUUUUAUCUAUCUUGCAUUUAGUUUCAGUGCUUUAAUUUGUAUUAACAUUGUUUCUAUUAUCUUCCUCAUUGUUAUUAUUAUUGCCUUGUAAAAAUUUCUGACUUCAACUUCAUACUGUUGUUUCUUUUCAUCGUUUUUUAAUUUUGUAGUGAAGGAAGCAUUUUCCAUAAAUUCUCUGUAGCAUUUUUGAAAUGACACAAGUGUGUUGAAUGGUGAUAAUUUUAAUUAAUGAGGAUUGUCGAAGCUCAGCUAGUAGACUUUAACUGUUGAGCAUUGAUGGUUUUUAUUGGUAUCUAGCCUAAAAUCUAUUGCCUUUGUAAACAAAUUCCUAUUUGUAGCAUGAAAUCUUCAGCAUUUGGGGAAAUGUGAUAUAGACCCAAUGAGAUUGUUUUAAAGUGUCUUCUCUGUAUCCUAAGUUUCAAUUUCUUUUUAUCACAUAUAUUUUUGUGAAGAAGAAAAUGUAUUAAAUUUGAGUUGGACAGCAGAAAAGUGGAUAUAAAUUUUCCUAUUGUUAAAUGCCAUUUGUCUUGUGCCACAUAUUAUAUGUUUUUGUGUACAGUUCAUACUAUAUAGUUUAUGUAUAAAUAUUUACAUGUAUUAUGAUUUUACCCUUUGACUGUUAUUAGAUCUUGUGUUGAAUGUUUUUGUAUAAAACUUUAUACUCAAUUGGAAUUUGUUAGUAAAACAGACAUCCGAGUAA